AGUCGAUAAAUUGUGGCGGCCAUUCGAUACAUAUAAAUAAUAAAGUGAUGAGAUAUAUCUAGCGAUGUAUCGUCGGCUUUUUAUUUUUUCCACGCAUUAAAAUUACUUUCGCGGUUUAAAAACAAAUCGGCAGCGAAGUUUAUUAACUUUCAUAAGUAAUUGUGCAUUACGUGCGGUUUAAAACAUUGUCGGAUAGCAAUUAAAAGCAGCCGUAAAUCUAACUGCAAAAUAGACGGCUAAAGCAGAUGCGAAAAAAUAGAGACGAGAACGAGAACGCCACACAACACAUACACGACGCGCAGGCUGGCUGUCAGACGUAGCGAGUCGGUCGGUCGGUCGGUUGAAGAGGCCAGUUUUUACAGGCAAAAUCCGAGCAAAAAAAUUACGUUUUUUUUGCACUGAAAAAGUCGGCUCAUAUCAGUGCAGUGUAUGUGUACGCACACAAAGUGGCAAUAAAAUGUGCAAUUGAACCGAAAGCUAAACGCCCAAAUGUAAAUUGGAUAUCCGCAAAACGCUAGACAAUAUGGAAACGCAGGAGUUAAACUAAACCUAAAAUCACAAUAAAAGCAAAUAAACGCUUGCAAAAUUAUAUACAUGCUCCGGUGUUAGUGCUGCUAAUUUCGGCAGAGGAGAGUUCAAUCUCAGGGUGCCAGCAGCAGCGGGCAGCGGCGCGCUGCCAACAGGAAGAGGAAGCAUAAGCAAUUCGCUCAACCACAGGCUACGAACAAAAUAUAUAUAAAAAGAAUUACGGUACAAAAAACUACAACUGUUAUUUGUUGUUUUUCCCUUCGUCCCUGGUUGAGCAACAAUUUAGCAAUAAUCACAACCAGAACAGCAGCACAACAAUGUAUCCCGCACCGGUGCGUCACCCCGCCGCCGGGGGACCACCACCUCAGGGUCCAAUCAAAUUUACCAUUGCCGAUACACUGGAGCGCAUCAAGGAGGAGUUUAAUUUUCUGCAGGCACAAUAUCACAGCAUCAAAUUGGAGUGCGAGAAGCUGGCAAACGAAAAGACCGAAAUGCAGCGCCAUUAUGUUAUGUACUAUGAAAUGUCCUAUGGCCUUAAUGUGGAAAUGCACAAGCAAACGGAAAUCGCCAAGCGUCUAAACACACUGAUCAACCAGCUACUUCCAUUCCUACAGGCCGAUCAUCAGCAACAAGUGCUGCAAGCGGUAGAGCGUGCGAAGCAGGUCACAAUGCAGGAGCUCAAUCUGAUCAUUGGGCAGCAUCAGCAGCAACAUGGAAUACAUCAACUUUUACAACAAAUACACGCACAACAGGUGCCAGGCGGCCCGCCACAACCGAUGGGCGCACUAAAUCCGUUUGGUGCAUUGGGUGCCACGAUGGGCUUGCCACAUGGGCCACAGGGCUUGCUUAAAGCGCCGCCUGACCAUCAAAGGCCGGAUAUAAAGCCCAUGGGCUUAGAGGGACCAGCGGGCGCUGAAGAGCGCUUGCGCAAUUCGGUUUCACCAGCGGAUCGUGAGAAAUAUCGUACGCGCUCGCCACUGGAUAUUGAGAACGACUCGAAACGUCGAAAAGAUGAAAAACUGCAAGACGAUGAAGGCGAGAAAAGCGAUCAAGAUUUAGUCGUAGAUGUUGCAAAUGAAAUGGAAUCCCACUCACCACGCCCAAACGGCGAACAUGUGUCAAUGGAGGUGCGUGAUCGUGAGAGCUUAAAUGGCGAGCGUCUGGACAAACCGGGCGGCAGUGGCAUUAAACAGGAGCGCCCGCCUUCGCGUUCAGGCUCCAGUUCGUCGCGUUCCACACCCAGCCUCAAGACAAAAGAUAUGGAUAAACCGGGCACACCGGGCGCGAAGGCACGUACACCGACACCAAACGCUGCAGCACCAUCUCAGGGCGCAAAUCCUAAACAAAUGAUGCAACAAGGUGGCCCACCGCCGGCUGGCUAUCCAGCGUCACCGUAUCAGCGACCGGCGGAUCCCUAUCAGCGUCCACCAUCGGAUCCCGCCUAUGGACGACCGCCGUUGCCGUACGAUCCGCAUGCGCAUGUACGAACAAACGGCAUUCCACAUCCCUCGGCACUGACGGGUGGAAAGCCUGCAUACUCUUUCCAUAUGAACGGCGAGGGUAGCUUGCAGCCGGUGCCAUUUCCGCCGGACGCGCUGGUAGGCGUUGGCAUACCAAGACAUGCGCGACAAAUAAAUACGUUAUCGCAUGGCGAGGUCGUCUGUGCGGUGACUAUUUCAAAUCCUACAAAAUACGUUUAUACUGGCGGCAAGGGCUGCGUCAAGGUGUGGGACAUCUCACAGCCGGGCAAUAAGAAUCCCGUCAGCCAGCUGGAUUGCCUGCAGCGCGAUAAUUAUAUACGAUCGGUGAAACUGCUGCCGGAUGGACGCACACUCAUUGUAGGUGGCGAGGCAUCGAAUCUGUCGAUAUGGGAUUUGGCCAGUCCAACGCCACGCAUCAAGGCCGAGCUAACCUCAGCGGCGCCUGCCUGUUAUGCGCUCGCCAUCAGUCCCGAUUCGAAGGUGUGCUUCUCGUGCUGCAGCGAUGGCAACAUCGCUGUCUGGGAUCUGCACAAUGAGAUACUGGUACGUCAGUUCCAGGGUCACACGGACGGUGCCUCGUGCAUUGACAUCAGUCCGGAUGGCUCAAGAUUAUGGACUGGCGGCCUGGACAAUACAGUGCGCUCGUGGGACCUACGCGAAGGUCGCCAGCUGCAGCAGCACGAUUUCAGUUCUCAAAUAUUCUCGCUUGGCUACUGUCCCACAGGUGACUGGCUGGCCGUGGGCAUGGAGAAUUCACAUGUGGAAGUAUUGCAUGCAUCGAAACCAGACAAGUAUCAGCUGCAUUUGCACGAGAGCUGCGUUCUGUCGUUGCGGUUUGCCACCUGUGGCAAAUGGUUCGUUUCCACCGGCAAAGACAACCUGCUUAACGCAUGGCGAACACCAUACGGUGCCAGUAUAUUCCAGUCGAAGGAAACAUCAUCCGUACUUAGCUGCGACAUAUCAACUGACGACAAAUAUAUUGUGACGGGUUCGGGCGAUAAAAAGGCUACUGUCUAUGAAGUUAUUUAUUAAAAAAAAAAAAAAAAAA
Molecule: messenger RNA, 3057 nt
Organism: Drosophila novamexicana
Lineage: Eukaryota; Metazoa; Arthropoda; Insecta; Diptera; Drosophilidae
Gene: gro
Product: protein groucho
Exons: 14
Coding region: 846-3041 (731 amino acids)
Biological process (GO): negative regulation of canonical Wnt signaling pathway; regulation of DNA-templated transcription
Cellular component (GO): nucleus; transcription regulator complex
Molecular function (GO): protein binding; transcription corepressor activity
Source: RefSeq, a predicted model, not a curated record